GGAUGACAGGAAAAUGUGCUGAAUUUCAACAAAAGUUUAUUUCAAUUUGUGUCUCCUCCAUAUGUGAGAAGUUGCACUAGUUUGAGACAAGAUGAAUGCAGACUUAUUCCUUUGUGAUGAUGUCAAAGAGUUGUUUCACAACAAGUUUGUGGUCAUCAUGGGAGAUUCAAUCCAGAGGGGCAUCUACAAAGAUCUGAUAGGGAUGUUACAAAGCAACAAGUAUUUGACUGAAUCUCAUCUAAAGCAAAAGGGGGAGCAUUCCGUAUUAAGGGACAAGUUGAUAGAAGGAGGUCGCCUUGGUCAGAUGCACAAUGGAAAGUCAUACAGAGAAGUCAGGCAGUAUCAGACAGAUUUCCAUUUGGUCAGAUUUUAUUACCUAACACGUUGCUAUGGCCCAUACAUGGAAACUAUAUUAGAUGACCUCAUUGAAGAGCCUAAACCAGACUUGGUCAUUAUGAACUCCUGUUUGUGGGAUGUUACCAGGUACGGUAUUACCAGAUCUGUACCUGAAUACAAGACUAACCUAGAGCGACUUUUCACCCGAUUUGAUGAAGUCCUGGAUGACCAAUGCCUCCUUAUAUGGAAUACUGCACUUCCUGUCGGGGAAAAAGCAUAUGGGGGAGUACUCAUCGAGGAGGUUAAGUUUAUGAAUGAGACUCUACGAUUGGAUAUCAUGGAGGCGAAUUUUUUCGCAAAACAAGUUGUGGUGGAACAUGGAUAUGACGUCCUCGAUCUUCAUUAUUAUUUCCGUCGCCAACUUCAUCGUCGCGUAAAGGAUGAUGUGCAUUGGGACAUGACUGCUCAUCGACGCAUGUCCAACCUGCUACUGACUCAUGUGGCCGAAGCAUGGGGUAGAAAUAUUCCAAGACGGUUAUCCAAAGAUCGCAAGACGUCAACAGGUAAGAUGAAUGAGGAUGAGGAAGUUAGCUCUACAACCCAGAAUUCUGAGUUUGGUGAAGCCCCGAUAGCUGAUAUUGAUGGAUGUGUAAAUUCCCAUAAGCAUCCACUGGAAAGUUUACAAAAGUUAAGUGCGAAUAUAGGAUUUGUGCCAAUUCAAAAAUCUGAAGAUUCAGAUAAUCGAUCAAGAGCAUCCCUGUUAAGAAGAUCUGAAUCCCCUGCUUUGAUCUCCAAGAGGGAGAGAUCUGAAUCUCCAGCUGAAAGAUCGAAGAGAAAAAGAUCUGAAUCACCUGCUGUUAGACCUGCAUCCCGAGGAUCAUCUGGAAGAUCUAAUUCACCAGCACACAAAGCUCCUUCACCGAUAAUCCCACCGCCGCCACCAUUAAUGAAACCUGAGGUCAAGUCAUGGGCAUAUAAGCGAGGAUAUAAAAUCUCAACAAAAUCACCUCAGCCUUAUGGUGGCAAUACUUACAGCCCUGGCCACAGUAACACACAUAACUACAACAGUGGCCCCAUGUUUAACCAAACUCCCAAUGCACCAGGGUUCCCCAAUAACCAUGCAACUCACUCCAACUCUGGUUACAACUUCAACCAAUCAAACUCUUUCAGAAAUAACUUUUCACCAACAGUGAAUUCUAACUACCAAUGGAACGAUUAUGCUCAGAAUGAUUCCAACUACGCUCCCCAGAGAUAUGUGACCUUGGGACACCCUCAACAUCCACCCAUAAAUAGGCAACGUCAAGUUACUAUGCGGCUUAUUGGUCAGGCGAACCCAUAUUGAACAAAUUCCAUUCAUAUGUCAAAACUGCACAAAGUUAUGUAUGCUCAAAAGGUGCUAGUCUAACCUGUAGAAGGUGUUAUAUUUUGAUCUGUUAUGCUGAAAUAGUCCAUACCCAUAAUCGAAAAGUAUAUAUCCGUCAAAGCUGCUCAAUCGAAGUCAUGUUUGUGCAAAAGCUGCAAGUCAAACCAGUAGAAUAAUGUCAUUUUGAACAAGUUUGUAUAUAUUAGUCCAAACGGAAAAAUGGACAAUCAAAAAACUUCACAAUUUAAAGUCGAACUGUGGAAUGGUGCC
Owenia fusiformis is the source of this 1969-nucleotide messenger RNA. The record is from the annotation of a GenBank genome assembly. NCBI's taxonomy places the organism in Eukaryota, Metazoa, Annelida, Polychaeta, Sabellida, Oweniidae.